Messenger RNA from Ceraceosorus guamensis, 1014 nucleotides. Its product is annotated as Pkinase-domain-containing protein. The coding region runs from base 1 to 1014 and encodes 337 amino acids. NCBI's taxonomy places the organism in Eukaryota, Fungi, Basidiomycota, Exobasidiomycetes, Ceraceosorales, Ceraceosoraceae. Gene Ontology annotation, biological process: transcription elongation by RNA polymerase II; positive regulation of transcription elongation by RNA polymerase II; protein phosphorylation. The transcript is spliced from 4 exons. Gene Ontology annotation, cellular component: nucleus; cyclin/CDK positive transcription elongation factor complex. The record is from RefSeq and is a predicted model, not a curated record. Gene Ontology annotation, molecular function: ATP binding; cyclin-dependent protein serine/threonine kinase activity; RNA polymerase II CTD heptapeptide repeat kinase activity.
AUGUCGAGCUUGGCUGCGCAACCAGCCCGUGGUUUUCCGGACGAGACGUAUACACGUAUCAAUCAGGUCGGAGAAGGCACGUACGGACAGGUCUUCAAGGCACGUGCGGAGAGAUCUGGAGCCUUGGUCGCUCUGAAAAAGAUUCGCAUGGAGGCAGAAAAGGACGGGUUCCCCGUCACGGCAAUGAGGGAGAUCAAGCUACUUCAGCACCUGCGACAUCCGAACGUGGUCAGGUUGCACGAGAUGAUGGUGUCCAAAGGAUCAAUCUAUCUGGUCUUCGAAUACAUGGAGCACGACCUAAAUGGAGUGCUUCAACAUCCGUCGAUCGAGUUCAGCGCCGCACACCUGAAGUCGUUGUCUCGUCAAUUCCUGCGAGGGCUCGAAUACUUGCACAAGAAAUCGGUGCUACACAGAGACAUCAAAGGCUCCAACAUUCUCCUCUCCAACCACGGUAUCUUGAAGCUGGCGGAUUUUGGCCUGGCUAGAUUCUAUGCCAAAAGGCGGGCAGACGAUUAUACGAAUCGCGUGGUGACGGUGUGGUACAAGCCGCCUGAGCUCCUGUUCGGUGCUACGCGAUACGGACCGGAGAUCGACAUGUGGGGAGCAGGCUGCAUCUUUCUAGAGCUUUUCACCAGGCGUCCUGUGCUGCCCGGCAACAGCGAGAUCCAUCAAGUGCAGGUCAUUUACGACACCUUUGGUGCUCUGGUGCCACCGAGCGAGUGGCCUGAAGUGGAAGCGCUACCUUGGUACGAUUUUGUCAAGCCCGUUACUACUUACCGCCCGACGCUUUCUGCUUCGAUGUUUGCAAGGUGGCUCUCGCCUGCCGCACUCUCCGUGGCGUGGGCUUUGCUCGCGUACAACCCUGCCAGACGAGCGACAGCCAGUCAAGCGCUCAGCAUGCCCUACUUCACGCACGAGCUUCCAAAGCCAGAAGUCCCAGCUGGCUUACUCACUGCCGUCGAGGGAGAAUGGCACGAAUUUGAGAGUCGACGCGCUCGAAAGGCGCGCGGAUGA